CCGAAAUGUGACAUAUAUCUAUCAAGCGCUUAACAAAGUGUUAUAUCAGAUAAGCUCAAUUACCCCAUUGUUUGCCAAAACUUGGUACUUGAAUAAGCAUUUAAACAAGAGAAUAUAAACAUUGUCGACCUGCUACACAUCAGCUGUUUUGAAAGGGAAACUUUCAGACUCAUAAAAACAUGGGGUUUGAUGUGGACAGAUUUUUGGAGACUAUUAAUGAAGGAUUGUUGUGUUGCAUUUGUCGUGACGUACUAGAGGACCCAGUUCAGGCUCCAUGUGAGCAUGCAUACUGCAGAGCCUGUAUUGGAGGGUGGUUGGUUCACGAAACGAUUUGUCCAGAAGACCGAAAACCUCUAUCAUCUUUAAGUCUACGACCGCUUUUUAGAUAUAUGAGGAAUGACUUGAAUCGACUUCAGAUUCGAUGUGAAUUCUAUCGUACCGGCUGUGAUUAUAUUAGUGACCUGGAAUUCAUCCACGGACAUCAGCAGGAAUGUCCUUUUAAGCAAAUCGAAUGCACCAACGUGAAGUGUUCUACUCUGGUUAUGAGAAAAGACCUGCAAGACCAUUUAAAGACAUGCCAGUUUCAUGCCAUGGAAUGUCCGAGUGGUUGUGGUUAUUUGAUGGUUACUCCAGAGGACACGACUCAUAAUUGUAUAACUGAACUAAAGACGGCAAUGGACGUACUAAGAUCUGAAAUUUCAUGUAAAUACGAGGAACAAAAGAGAGAGAUGGAACUUCGAUUAAAUAUGCAACGAAGUCAUAUGGUUCAGAAAGAAGCAACAAUGCAAUCUCAGAUAGAGGAUUUGAAAUCAGAAAUCUCCAAGCUUUCACAGAAGUUGAAAUUGAUGAUGGACCUGGAAAUUCAAAGGAGACAAGAUGUCGAGAAACUGGAACUUGAGAAAAGGGAAUUAAUGGAAGUGUUACGAGGUACAAAUAAGCGGGAAAAUGAACCAUCCUCGUCUGCUGGUCCUAAUGCUAGUGUCUCACAUUGUAAACGAUGUUCACCACUUCAUGGAAAAGUAACAACAAUAUAAUUCAAAGUGAACACAUUGUACAAGACUCGCUUUAAGCAAAUGAAAAUACUUAGUGUGAGUUGAAUAUACAUUUAUUGAGUCUGAUUGUACGAUCGUUCCAAUUUUGGAUAUGCAUCAUUUCUCUGCAUUUUAUCUUCAAGUAUUCGAUUGUAUAGGAGAGUUAUAAUGCAAGAAGAUGUAGUUGGUGAGGGUAAACGGGUUGUCUCUCACAGACAUGAUUCCGACAUGGUACUUAUAUGAAAUAUUGAACUCUGAUGAUUCUUAUUAAUCUUUGAAAUCCUGUUCUAAUUGUAUAAUUUACACUAGUGGUCAGCGUCCUUCAAAGCAGUAUUUACCCAAAGUAAUUCAAAAUCUUAGAAUAAAAUAACAGAUCUAAAAGUUACACUAUGAGCUUACAGCUCAUAAGAACUUUUAGCAUCACUGCGAUUGGUAAAUCGUCAGAUGUUAAAAAAAUUUACCCGUCAGAUGGCAAUAGUUAAGACUUUUUGUUGUUGCAAACUGAACACCCCCCCCCUGAAAAAACAAAACAAAACACAACAAAACCACAGCACGUUGAAUGUCAAGAAUCAAUGUAAAAGUAAUUAUUUCUGAUCGAACAAGUGAAUUCUCAGUGUGGCUAGGUGUGUCAAAUAUGGAAAAUAAUCUAAAAUAUUUGUGGUAUUUAUAAAAGAAUCUAUCAUCUGACAGUAAUCCCCUCCAUAUGGUGAGUGAUAACAGUAGGAUCUAGUACGACAUUAUACCGUUCGUACGUUAACUGAUAUGACCUCAUUUGACCUACAAACAUACAAUACCAUAUUGUAAGUUAAAGUCCAGAAAUACUCUAUAUCAUUGUGUACUUUAUAUGAUGUAAUAAAUAAUUUAUUCAUA
Molecule: messenger RNA, 1901 nt
Organism: Mytilus californianus (California mussel)
Lineage: Eukaryota; Metazoa; Mollusca; Bivalvia; Mytilida; Mytilidae
Product: RING finger protein 151-like
Exons: 2
Coding region: 180-1034 (284 amino acids)
Molecular function (GO): zinc ion binding
Source: RefSeq, a predicted model, not a curated record